UGGAAUUAAGCAACACAUAAUAGAAUACAACUAUACACAACUACAUAACACAAAUUUCAUACACAAAAAUGAUGAAUUCCGUUGCUCAACAGAAGAACAUCCAUGGUCCAGUGCCUGUAGACCCAAACAGUCCAAAGAUCCAAGAGGUUGCUGCUUGGGCUCUCAAUGAGCAUAACAAGGAACAAAAUGGAGCAAACCUGGUGUAUGAAAGGGUUUUGAAAGCAGAACAAGAACUGGUUGAUGGUGUGAUGUACUACAUUGAUCUAGAGGCAUCUGUUAACGUUUCCGACGGCAAUAUGAAGAUUAGGAACAAGUAUUAUGCCAAAGUUUUUGAACAAGAUUGGACUGACACUUUGAAGCUUGAAGAGUUCAAGCCUCUGUUGCAGAAAAAUGAAGGUGUCGCGGUUGCUAACUAAUCCUCUACAGCUAUACUCAUAUCCAGAUCCCUGGAUAUAUAUGCAAGAAACCAUAUCAUUUUUGGUGUGCUUAUUUAAGUUGCAUCAAAAUUUAAAACUACUAUGAUCUAGUGAUAUAAAAUAAAAGUCUUGCAUGACUUGGUUUGUGUACUACCGUGUAAUACACUAAUACUUAAAUAAAAUGUACUGUUAGUUGUUGAAGAUA
Chenopodium quinoa (quinoa) is the source of this 621-nucleotide messenger RNA. RefSeq names its product multicystatin-like. Lineage: Eukaryota; Viridiplantae; Streptophyta; Magnoliopsida; Caryophyllales; Amaranthaceae. Gene Ontology annotation, molecular function: cysteine-type endopeptidase inhibitor activity. The transcript is spliced from 2 exons. The record is from RefSeq and is a predicted model, not a curated record. Bases 69 to 416 code for a protein of 115 amino acids.